This is a messenger RNA of Thunnus maccoyii (southern bluefin tuna), 3261 nucleotides long. RefSeq names its product family with sequence similarity 163 member Ab (gene fam163ab). The coding region runs from base 884 to 1375 and encodes 163 amino acids. NCBI's taxonomy places the organism in Eukaryota, Metazoa, Chordata, Actinopteri, Scombriformes, Scombridae. The transcript is spliced from 5 exons. The record is from RefSeq and is a predicted model, not a curated record.
AUUGUGAUUUAUGAUUUGGUAUGUGUGAUAGUAUCCCUAGAUUCUGCUAAGCAUACUUAAUUGGCAAGUAUGACCUCAGUGUAGCCUACUUUUUAAGACAUCUUAUCAUUUCCUCUAAUUGCAACCUUCCGCAGAUAUUUUACAGUAUCCCUUUGAAAUGUGCCGUAAGCAUUAGAGUAUUGGUCCUUCGCCAGAGAGGUAGGCUGGUGUGUUAUGUGGGGCGGCUCCUCUCCUCCCAGACCGCCCAGUAUCGGACUCCGUCAUUUCGCCUUCUCGUCCCUCACUUGUUGGAUGUGUCCGUUUGAAUUUCUCUCUGUUUUCAAGCUUCCUGGUGGUUCUUUACCCUCUUGGAGUCUUGAGUCAACCACUGCUGUGAGUGAAGGUUAACGCGUUUUUACGCGUAAAAAGCGCUUAUCCCGAAUCGUUGUCCCCGUCCUUACCUGUUCGUUAGCUCUAGUUGCUGCGCCGUGAUUAUGCUCCGUUUUUCGGUAUCUGCUGUUAGUGGCUUUCUCUGCAGGCGUCCCUCUGACCUCUAGUCUGUUGGUCCCACGGCGGGAGUGUUGGGUUUUCCUCUCGGCGUUGUGCGUUCUGGACCCCGGGUCAUCCUUGGAGAAGUUCCGCCGCAGUCCCAUGCACAGCGCUUCUCUGCUCUCCUCCUGCUGCGAUAAGGAUGCUGGUGUCUUUUCAUGGUCAAACUCCACAGGAUUAGCCCGAGUUGAACAAACGGACCAUGUAACCAGAUCAGAGAUACAAUGUGUCUGUCCAGUGGUGUGACUUCAUACCUUUGACCUCUGAUUUGACUUCAGUUAACCUUUACACCCCUCGAACACUCUUCUGAUGUGUUAAGCAACUUUGCAGAACAGUUUGAUGGAGAGCUGGUCGGAUGACAGCUGGAACUGUUGUCAUAACCGGAGGAAUACUGGCCACAGUGAUACUUCUGUGUAUCAUAGCUGUGCUCUGUUACUGUAGACUCCAGUACUACUGCUGUAAGAAGAAUGGGUCUGACAGCGGCUCCAUCUCUCAGCAACACUUUGCCUGCAACGCCUGCAGUGUCCCCGGCCUGGACGGGUCGAUCAUCACCCCACUGUCCCUGUCACCGCCAGAGCCGCCUGGAUCCUCCAACCCCUCAAAACCUACAAGGGGGGGGCGCAGCUACUGCCCUACCUGCUCCCCCUACGACUCCCCCUUUUACAUCCGUACCACCGAUGAGAUGCGCAAUGGCGGAGAGCGCAUCACCUACAUGCCCACGCACUAUGAGAACCAGGCGCUGGCGAUGCCGCUGCCCGCCGUCCGAGGCUCCUUGCUGAGGGAUGCCCAGCGUAGCAGGCCACCCGAUUUCUAUACCAACACCCGAGCCAUCAGCACCGAGGUGUGACCACCCCAAACCGCCCCCCUCCCCCAACACCACCACCCAUACGUACCUACACACACACACACACUCCUCACUCUCUUCACUUGCACACACAUCUGUACCACCACUAACAAGACCCACAACAAUGAUAGUGACACCUACUGCAGCUGUCAGUGGGGACAAAAGGCCACUGGUACAUAAUCACGUUUAUUUAGGGUUUGGGGUUUGGGGGGGAUUAAAAGCCAACUGCUGAAGACUAAAGUGUAGCAGGGAUUAUUUUCAGACCUAUUCACUUUAUACGCAUAAAGUUUUCAUGUUCACAAAUACAGUAAUUCUGUUAUUGACAUUAGAUAAAACUGUAGCUAUAAGUUUGUUGGAUGAAGAAAAAAAUUGAGAGUAUGGUUGUACACUGUCUGUUGACUGUUAACUGUGUCUUUACUGACUGAGGGCUAUCUUAGAUAAAUUAUGAUUUUCCCUUACUAUUAUCUAUCUAUAACUGCCAAAAAAAGACAAAAAAGUAGUAUGAUGAAGCAAUUUUUUGUCAUGGUUUGCAGAACGGAGACUAAAAUGGGUUUGCAACAGUUACAAGGGUAAAAGAAGAAAAAGUCAACACCCCCUCUGUAGUUUUCUGGAUCUCUGGAAGCAUGCUAGAGCUACAGGAAGAGGUUGGACAACUGAAGCUUUCUCUAUGCAAGGUGUUUGGCAAACUACUGCAGCUCUUCAUCUCCAGUCAUCUCCUUUCAGCAGAUUUCAUCUCAUCAUGUAACUUUAUCAGUGGAAUAUCGCGAGCACGGUGCAUACCCAGUGAGAUAGUAAGAAGCUGCACAUGUAGAUAGACCUGCAAGCAUUUAAGGCUGGAUUGUGGAUUGCUUAAAGCCUCUUAGGUUGCCAGGUCCAGCACUGAACUCCUUGUUUCUCUCCUAAUGUGUAAACUUGUAAAGGAGCAAAGACGCCUGAGUCCUACAAGGCGACAUCGGCAGGCCUGAAAUGAACUGAGUGAACUUCUCUCUACUGACAGUAAUGCAAAAAGUCUGAAAUGUAAAUAUUAAUCAGAAAGCAAUGAACGCAUCUCUUGAUCCCGUUGUGUUCUUGAAGGAUUUGAACAUGAUGUAUUUUGAAUGAAGGAGUGUGAUUUACUAGUUUGUGCUAUUUUGUCUACACACUCCUCCUAUACUCCUGUACUACUCUCAUGUUGAUACUUUGAAAUGCAAAUAACCAUGUUUUUCUUUUCAAGUUGUUUUUUUUUUCAUAUAGUGAGAAAGUCAAAGUCCACAUUUAUGUGAAUUAAACUGUUUCACAGUGCUCAUUUUCUACAUGACACCUACCCAGCAUUGCUUGCGAUACACAAUAGUAUUUCCUGUUAUAUUUGUCUUAUUUGUCUGUGAACAGCAGGACUCAGUGAUGCUGAAAAAGCAGUGCACGGUGUGAUAAUGUUGGAUAAUUUUGCAGGAUUUUCAGACAGGCCUAGUGUUAUUCUUCAAAAAUGCUCUUCCCAACCUCUUUUCAGCAAUGCACAACAUAAUUACAAUUUAAUUGAAUAAUUAAAUACUGCAGUGCCAUUACACAGUACACCUUCAAACCUCUCAAGACUAUUUCACACCAGAAUAUAUUGUUUUCCUUGGAUGAAUUACAAACGGCAAACAAGUGUACAGAGGACUGGGAAAAGUUCAUCACUAAAACUCAACAGGUUUUAUUUUAGUGAUCUAAAUCAUGUCAGGACUGUCACUGAAAGACGAUUCAGUGGAAUAAAACCAAUGUUUCUCCAUGUUGUUCUCAUUGUCACAGAUAAGGAAUAAAUGUCAUCAUUCAUUUAUUUAGCCAUUGUAUUAACUAUCUAUUUUACUACUUAUGUAACUAAUUAUCUUUAAAAACAGAAUAAAAAGAUUUUUAGAAUUGUGGGUGAAACAGAA